UAACUGCGUCCUCCAUGAGAGGGGAGUGGACAGAAUGGCCGUGGAGGAUCGAUGUGUCAAAUAACCACCCAUGUGCCGCAAUUGUCCGGUUGCACGUGUUGCAGAGAGCAAUGGAGGUGUUGCAAACUGACAAAUACUACAUCUUCAACAGGGGUCAAGAUUCCCUCUGGUGUGACAGGAGGACGGGCCAUUUCCAAGCCAAAACAUGUUGGGAUCUUGCAAGUGCCGAAAAUCCAACAUGUCUCGGAAUAAUCCACCUUCUCCUCGGCAAGCUACAAAUCCAUCCGGAUUUAUCGCCACGACUGGUGCUAGUGUCAGGGGUACGAGAAGUUGGUAGCUUGGCUGAGGGUCAGCGUGUGUGGUGCAUUACACGUGUUGUUUUCCUGCCGCUGAAUUCGCCUCCUGAUGCUGACUUCAGUAUACUUCCUUGCAAAAAACAUGCCAACCAUCCAUCCAGUGCCAGCGGAGAAAAAAAGCUUGGAUUACCAUUUGGAGACUUGCAACAGAAGGUGGCUCUUUCAAAGACAUUUGGGACAAUUCGUAGUGUCACAUCGACAAUAAAAAGUGCAACUGUUAAUGCGGCAGCAACAGCAACUGGACAGAGCAAAGUGCGGCGUGAUGGAAGGGACAGAGACCGAUAUGAGCGGAGAGUUUUAGAUGAGUUAAGCAAGAUGUUCAAUGACUCUGACUCCUUCUAUUUCUCAUCUGAGGCAGAUUUAACAAGUUCAUUGCAACGACAGAGUUUACCUUCCUAUGACAAGAGUUUGCCACUCUGGCGCAGAGCUAAUGAUAAUUUUUUUUGGAAUAGGCAUCUGCUUAUAGAUCUGAUUAGUCAAGAGGGAUCAAAUUUUGAUGUCUGGAUUGUUCCGGUAAUACAGGGUUUUGUGCAAAUAGAGGCAGUACCUCUGGAUGCCCCAAUAUCUUCACCAGAUGAUUCUGUAGAUAAGAUAUUACAUGAACAGGUUUAAGGAUGCCUAUCGUCAAGCCACGAUUGAUCACUUACUAGGAAACCCAAUCAGGGAGGACAUGAUCACAUUCAACCCCGAGCUUGCUGGCGAGGAAGAGGAGUCCUCCAUGACUCCUGAGCAUGUCAAGCAUGUCAUUGAUGACUGUAAAAAGUUGCUAGUGCCGGAUGCGGAAACGAUCCUGGGAGCUUGGGGACUCAUUGAUGCUGACCCAUCCACUGGAGAUCCAGACCAAACUGAUAUGGACAUCAUUCUGGUGUUGACAAGAGACUCAUAUUAUGUUGCUCAGUAUGAUGAGGAAACGGACCAGAUCUUGCGUUAUGAGCGUGUGUCGUUGAUAGACUUGGAGAAGAUAGAGAUGGGACCAUACACAUGCCAAGGUAUGUUCAAACAGUCGCGACCCCAUCAAUGUGUCCGUUUCAACUACCUGGUGGAUGGUCAGAGUGGGUACUUGCACACUUUCCGCUCCAUGAACAUCCGUUUCUUCAACAACAUGGCCAUUACUAUCAAAUCUGAGGAGGAAAUGAUUGAAUCUGUCAAAGCCAUUGGGGAAACAUUUGAGGUGGCGGUGCAAAUGAUUGGCUGUGAGGUUCAGCUAAUCACCGGAAAGAUGGAGAAGAAGAGGAGUCGAGGGCGCAACCAGCUGGCCAAUCUCCUUAAUCCCAUUGCAUCACUCACUAAGACGUCUCCAGACACUCUCAAGACAGCAGGAACACGUGCAUUUAGCAACAUGACGUCAGGCUUGGCAAAGCUAAACCCGAUGGCCAGUUUACGAAUGAAAAGGGCCAGUCACCCCACAGUUCAUCCAGCUGCGUCAACAUUUUACUUCCAGAAACCAACAGUAUCUGUACAGAAUGGGAGUGACGUGAUGAUACAGAUGGGUGGAAAUGAAACUUACCUGGCAUCUUGUGGUGUUUUGGCCUCUAGCUUGAUGGCCCCACCUUCCCCACCACCACGGUAUCCUUCACCUCCUAUUGCCAGGUGCCACAGUGACUCUGCCAUCUUGCAUGGCAGCAUCUUAGGAAGAAGCAGCAUCCCUGGUGUUUCAGCCAACCGUUCGCCAACCCCUGAGAUUUUGGUGAGUGGGACUGGCGAUAAGAACAACACGCCUGCCAUCACACCCACUUUGGGAGGCCUUUCACCAUCCCUGUUGAUGCAGAGGGUUAGGAAAAUCUCUCAUUCUUCGGAUGAAGUGGAUGUACGAGAUGAGAGGGAUGCAGGAGUCUUAAGAGCAUCUUCUGCCACAAACCUGCAGCUACAUCUUCCCUCGAGCCAUUCAGAGGGACACAUUGGGGGAACAUCCACACAGUCAGCAGCCCUGAAUGCAGGAGACCACUCAAACCCUCUCUCACCACUGUCUGCUCUCAACAAAGAAGCUGUGUUGGCUCCUUUCUCUGUGCUGGCACGAGGUGUCCAGAGCUUAGCACCAGGAGCAGGACGUCUCGCAAGAGGAAUGCAGAGCAUUGGGGCUAACUUUGAUCCCCGGCGCUUGCGUGCCCAACGCCAAAGGCAGCUUGAAGAUGAUCCAGUAUUGACAGAAAAGAAACAGAACUGUAAAACACGGAUAAUUCAGCUUUAAAAUGACUGCCUUCUGUAGCAUGGCAUGUGUUUUUAAAUUUUAGGUAGCUACCUUUCCCAUUUGAAUAAAUUUAUUAUUGACAACAGGUCAUCCCUGGAGAAAACUAGUAAUCAAAAUUAGACUAAAGUUAGAUUGGUAUUAAGUCAGCUUGUGUUGAAAUGUAACAGAUUCGUCCAAUUCGAAUUUUUAGAUAAUUUAUACGAUGCUGUUUGUGCAGCUGAUUGGUUACUGUAGUUCCUUGAUAAGAUGGUUCAAUUUACCACAAUUUGUUCUCAGUGACCUUUGUUAAUAAAUGAUUUGAUGAUCAGCAUUUGAACAUUCCAUGAGGAAUAUAUAAUUUGAUCUCACUGAUUAAUAUUGUUUUGCGCACAGUAUUAGUACAUAAGCACUUCCAAUGUUGAGGUUUUGUGUGGAGGUCUUCCAGUUGUU
This is a messenger RNA of Penaeus monodon (black tiger shrimp), 2973 nucleotides long. It is a transcript of the gene sp3, whose product is annotated as phosphatidylinositide phosphatase SAC2-like. NCBI's taxonomy places the organism in Eukaryota, Metazoa, Arthropoda, Malacostraca, Decapoda, Penaeidae. The record is from RefSeq and is a predicted model, not a curated record. Gene Ontology annotation, cellular component: clathrin-coated endocytic vesicle; early endosome. Gene Ontology annotation, molecular function: phosphatidylinositol-4-phosphate phosphatase activity. Gene Ontology annotation, biological process: regulation of endocytic recycling; phosphatidylinositol dephosphorylation.